Culex quinquefasciatus (southern house mosquito) is the source of this 640-nucleotide messenger RNA. RefSeq lists its product as uncharacterized. Bases 87 to 575 code for a protein of 162 amino acids. NCBI's taxonomy places the organism in Eukaryota, Metazoa, Arthropoda, Insecta, Diptera, Culicidae. The transcript is spliced from 2 exons. The record is from RefSeq and is a predicted model, not a curated record.
UGUUUCCCGUGUUCCGUAAACACGCAAGCAAGUAAAUCAGCGAAGACGACCCGCAGUCAUCGACUCCGGCUUCGUCCGAAAACGCGAUGGAAGACAACAUUAUCAGUAAGACCGAGUUCAUCGCUGCUCGACAGAUUCUUCGUUGCAGUGCCCUUAUUACCUGUGUCUGUGCAAGCGUCCACGAUCAACAAGGCCAGCGGAGACAAGCAUCAACACACCUCGGAGAACAUCAUCCGUUCCCCGGCGGUCCAGCAUCAACUCGGUCCUUCAACCAUGAUCAACAUCAAGCAACAUCUUCAUGUUUCGGUUCACCUGAUGGAAACGCAUCAACGGUACUUUCACUUCUUCGAUCUUCUUUGACCAGAAGACCGCCGAAGCAGUUCAAUCCGUACCGUCGCUUCCAACAGGGGGAGAUGUUGGGACAACUGGACCAGAGCUUGGGAACCACUGCCAUCAACUGUGGAGGUCCACUCGCUUUCCCGCUGGGCUCUUCGUUGACAGCUUGGCUGUCACCACGACAGAUGCCGCAACAGCCAAACCACGAUCCUCGUCCAAGAACAGUUUGUCGUUUUUAGCCCGUUCACCAGACAACAUGUCUGGCUAGUUUUGUCUCGUAAUAAAAUAGUUUUAUGUUUGAUUA